Australozyma saopauloensis is the source of this 879-nucleotide messenger RNA. RefSeq names its product putative amidotransferase. The transcript has a single exon. Lineage: Eukaryota; Fungi; Ascomycota; Pichiomycetes; Serinales; Metschnikowiaceae. The record is from RefSeq and is a predicted model, not a curated record. Gene Ontology annotation, cellular component: cytosol; nucleus. Bases 1 to 879 code for a protein of 292 amino acids.
AUGGAAACACACGUAGCUGUUCUCGUGUUGGACACGCCCAUCUUAGGCGUGGCGGAAACAUUCGGUGAUUUUGGAGAUAAUGUCUGUACGCUUUUGCAAGAUCUGCCCUUCCCAUUGGUCAAAUACCAAAUCGCAUUUGACGAUUACACCAGUGAAGCCAAUAUCGCCCAAACGGAUGCAACGUUAGUGCAGCUUGCACGAGACAUCGACUCGAAAGUUGUUCGCGGAGUGGUAUUGACUGGAUCUCGCUCGGAUCUGUUCGCUACGGAUAUUCCAUGGUUAGUGCUGUUGGAUAGAUUCAUUCAAGAUGUGCUCUUGUGUCGGGCAGGCUUUCCCAUGGUUGGAAUUUGUUUCGGGCAUCAGGUUUUGGCAAAAAACUUGGGCUGCAAGGUUGGGCGUAAUACUGCCGAAAAUGGAUGGGAGGCUGGCAUCCACACUGUAGCACUCAACAAGAGCAUUGUAGACAUCGAGCUGUCACCUUUCCGGAAGGCACUCUUGACCGCGGACGGGAAGCUCUUGGAGCACAUCAAUUUGGUACAGUUCCAUAUGGAUGUGGUGUACAGCAAUCCGCCUGCGACGUCGACACAGCCUUUGUUGGCUGCCACGACGUUCCAGAACGUAGGAAACACUCCCAAAUGUUCCAUACAGGGGCUUAUAACAGAACUGGGGCCGAUCAAAGUUCUCACGUUCCAGGGCCACCCGGAAUUCAUCAGCGAUGAGGCUUUGGCCAUGUUGAAGCGUCUUUAUGACAACGGCUCCAUGGACAAAGCUUCAUAUGAGCGCCUGGCUUACAAGACAUCCAACUUGGAAAACCAGGGACAGCUCAUUGGUCAAGUAAUCCGUGAUUUCAUUUGCACUUACUACGAUACUCUGGCCUAG